This is a messenger RNA of Eufriesea mexicana, 1083 nucleotides long. It is a transcript of the gene Tctp, whose product is annotated as translationally controlled tumor protein. NCBI's taxonomy places the organism in Eukaryota, Metazoa, Arthropoda, Insecta, Hymenoptera, Apidae. Gene Ontology annotation, molecular function: calcium ion binding. The transcript is spliced from 6 exons. Gene Ontology annotation, cellular component: cytoplasm. The record is from RefSeq and is a predicted model, not a curated record. Bases 206 to 724 code for a protein of 172 amino acids.
CUUCUUGACCGUUUUCCAUUUUUGUCGUUUCUUAUACCGCACACGUUUCAAUACAAUAUUCUUAUGUUGGUAAACAUGUAAGAGGUAAAAGAAUGCAGCGAAGUUAGCUGCAUCUUUGAGUACUGCUCUCCCUUCCGGUUCGCUCUUUGGGGUGACUAAGUCUUAUUUAGUUUAACUGUAAUUAAAUCUUUCUCCAUCUUCCACUAUGAAGAUCUACAAGGAUAUUUUCACCGGUGAUGAGAUGUUCUCAGAUACCUAUAAAAUAAAGUUGAUAGAUAAUGUUCUAUAUGAAGUAUAUGGCAAGAUGAUUACUAGAAAGUCAGGUGACAUUGACAUAGCUGGAUUUAACCCAUCUGCUGAUGACGUUGAGGAAGGAACAGAAGAAUCUGUAGAAUCUGGUGUUGAUGUAGUUAUGAAUCAUCGGCUUCAAGAAACUUUUGCAUUUACAGACAAGAAAUCUUAUACCGUGUAUCUGAAGGAUUAUAUGAAAAAAUUGGUAGCAAAGUUGGAAGAACAAUCUCCUGACCAAGUGGACAUUUUCAAGACAAAUACAAAUAAAGUAAUGAAAGACAUAUUGAGUCGUUUUAAGGACUUGCAGUUUUUCACUGGUGAAUCUAUGGACAUUGAUGGUAUUGUUGCAUUAAUGGAAUAUCGCGAAAUCGAUGGUGAAUCUGUGCCAGUACUCAUGUUAUUCAAGCAUGGUCUUGAGGAACAAAAGUUCUAAAUAAUUUUAGGUAUUCAACAAAUUGUGGAAAAAAUAUUAUAAACUCAAAUCAAGACUGUACACACGCUGAAAAGCUUGUGAAAUUUAGUUAAAGGAAAACACGAUUUUACUUCCAAACUCAUUUUAUAAUACGGUUAACUUAUUUGUUUAAAGAACGAUUAAUGACAGUCUCAAAGAAGAUAAUAAUUGUACAUAUAGCCUGACUGAAGGGAAGAUAAUAUGGGGCACAUCAUCCCUUCAAUUGUAUUAUCUAUCUGAUAGCGCUGUAGCGUAUGUAAUAUUGUUUUCUACUUUCUUUUUUAUCGGUCAUUUAUUAGAGAAUUUAAUUUAUAAUUCAAAAUGGAAGAUGGGGAAAGAAG